Messenger RNA from Balaenoptera ricei (Rice's whale), 939 nucleotides. RefSeq names its product chromosome 3 C1orf35 homolog (gene C3H1orf35). The transcript is spliced from 8 exons. NCBI's taxonomy places the organism in Eukaryota, Metazoa, Chordata, Mammalia, Artiodactyla, Balaenopteridae. The record is from RefSeq and is a predicted model, not a curated record. The coding region runs from base 88 to 798 and encodes 236 amino acids.
CGUCACAGCGUGCGCCGCGUGAGUGGGAGCGGGGACCUGUGGGGCCUGGGUACCGGGAAGUCCGGAGGUAGAGGGCUGCCUGCUACCAUGUUCGGCUCCAGCCGGGGCGGCGUGCGCGGCGGGCAGGACCAGUUCAGCUGGGAGGAUGUGAAGACUGAUAAGCAGAGGGAGAACUACCUGGGCAACUCGCUGAUGGCCCCGGUGGGCCGCUGGCAGAAGGGCCGUGACCUCACCUGGUACGCCAAGGGCCGGGCGCACAGCGCGGGUCUGAGCCGGGAGCAGGAGCUGGCGGCUGUGAGGCAGGCGGAGCAGGAGGCGCUCAUGGCAGCGCUAGGCUACAAGAACGUAAGGAAGCAGCCCACCGGCCUGAGCAAGGAGGACUUUGUCGAAGUCUGUAAGCGGGAAGGAGGUGACCCCGAGAAGGGAGUGGACCGGCUCCUGGGCCUGGGGAGCUCCAGUGGCUCUGCAGGGCGAGUGGCGCUGUCCCGGGAAGACAAAGAGGCUGCUAAGCUGGGACUUUCAGUGUUCACGCACCACCGCGUGGAGAGCAGUCGGACAGGGACCUCCCCGGCCUCGGCCAAAAAGAAGCCUCGGUCAGAGGAGAAGGUGGAGCCGGGCCCUGAAAGCCACAAGAAGAGCAGGAAAGAGAAGAAAAAGAAGAAGAGGCACAAGAAAGAGAAGAGGAAAGAAAAGGAGCACGGGAGGGGACCGGAUUCCUCACAGCCCCCUGCUCCCAUCCAGCAUGACUCAGACUCCUCGACUUGCUGCAAGAGGAAGCACAGGCAUGACAGCGACUGAGGCCCAGGGAUCUGGAGGGCUGGCCUGUGGGGGUCACCCCAGGUCCCCAAAGAGGCUUAGUUGUGGCCAAGUAUGGCUACUUCUAUUCUUCUUUGUGUUGACUCAUUCUUUGUACUUAAAUAAACUUAUUUUACGUGGAAA